Molecule: messenger RNA, 4986 nt
Organism: Heterocephalus glaber (naked mole-rat)
Lineage: Eukaryota; Metazoa; Chordata; Mammalia; Rodentia; Bathyergidae
Gene: Ndc1
Product: NDC1 transmembrane nucleoporin
Biological process (GO): nuclear pore organization
Cellular component (GO): nuclear pore transmembrane ring
Molecular function (GO): protein-macromolecule adaptor activity
Source: RefSeq, a predicted model, not a curated record
AUGCAGCGCCCCCGCCCCUCGCUCCUGGAGCCCCGCUGGUCCUUGCUUUGGAGGGACCUUUUAGAUGCGAGAGGACAGUUCCUGGAGACACAGUCACCUGUGUGGGGCGUGAAUAUGCGGCAGUUCCGGCUGGUCGAGCCUGUCCAGAUAAAACCUAGAAUUGACGGGUUGUGGCCCGGAGCGCGCUGUGCUCAGGCAGCUUUUCAGGCAGCCCCGACGGGGUCCUUCUGGGACUUUCCUCCCUUUGAACCGCGGUGGCGGGCGGGCACACUGCCUCCGCCGCGCUUGAGAGCAGUGCCCGCCAUCUCCAUGGCCACCGCUACGAGUGGCCUCGGCGUCGGCGGGUCGCGGGACAUCCUGUGGCGCGUUUUGGGUUGGAGGAUAGCUGCAAGUAUUGUUUGGUCUGUGGUGCUUCUGCCUGUAUGUACAACAGUAUUUAUAAUCUUCAGCAGCAUUGAUUUAUUUCAUCCCAUACAAUGGCUGUCAAAUUCUUUCAGUGACCUGUACAGUUCCUAUGUAAUCUUUUACCUCCUGCUGCUGUCAGUGAUAAUAAUAAUAAUAAGUAUUUUCAAUGUUGAGUUCUAUACAGUUGUGCCGUCCAUUCCUUGCUCCCGACUGGCGCUGAUAGGAAAGAUCCUGCACCCUCAGCAGCUCCUGCACUCAUUUGUCCAUGCUGCAAUGGGGAUGAUGAUGGCCUGGUGUGCGGCGGUGAUGACCAAGGGCCAGUACAGUUUCCUGGCGGUACCCUGCACGGGUGCUGAGGGCAUAGAUAGACCUGCCGUACAAACCUGCUUAAACGAACAUCAUCUUUUUUUACUACUGGCUGGAGCAUUCAUGGGUUAUAGCUAUAGUCUUCUGUAUUUUGUUAACAACAUGAACUACCUUCAGUUUCCCAUCGUACAGCAGUACAAGUUUUUGCGCUUCAGGAGAUCUCUGCUCUUAAUAGUUAAGCAUAGUUGUAUGGAAUCACUGUACCUGGUUAGAAAUUUCUGCAUCGUGUAUUACUUUCUUGGCUAUAUUCCCAAAGCUUGGAUUAGGACUGCUAUGGACCUUCACACAGAUGAGCAGUUUCACAGACCCCUUGACACAAUAAGUGGCCUCUUGAAUCUUUCAUUACUCUACCAUGUCUGGCUCUGUGGUGUCUUCCUCCUGAUGACUUGGUACAUCUCAUGGAUACUCUUCAAAAUCUAUUCCACAGAGGCUCACGUGUUUCCUGUUCAACCACCAUUUGCGGAAGAAUCAAAUGAAUGCCUCCCGAGAGUUUUAAACAGUAAUCCUCCCCUCAUCAUAAAGUAUUUAGCUUUGCAGGACCUGAUGUUGCUUUCUCAAUAUUCCUCUUCUCGAAGACAAGAAGUUUUUAGCCUUAGCCAACCAGGUGGUCAUCCCUACAAUUGGACGGCCAUUUCAAGGGAGUGUUUGAAUCUUUUAAAUAAUAUGACUCAAAAACUAGUUCUGUACCAAGAAGCUGCUGCUACAAAUGGGAGAGUGUCUUCUUCAUACCCAGUGGAACCUAAGAAAUUGGAUUCUCCAGAAAAGACACCUGAUACCUCCAGUCCUUUUGGAACCCCUUUUGGCUCCAGUGUGGUAAAGCGAGUGGCUGGAAUUUUUGAUGGAAACACCUGCUAUGGUUUGUCGAAGAGUCCUCAGCUGAUUAGAAGAGGACCAAGACUAUGGACUUCUGUUUCUGGUCAGCAAAUGUCUGAAUUUUCUAAUCAUUCUCCAUAUACCUCUCUUAAUAAUGCGGAGGGUAAGACAGUGAGACAGCCCAGUGUGAUUUAUUCAUGGAUUCAGAAUAAACGUGAACAGAUUAAGAAUUUCUUGUCAAAACGGGUGCUGAUAAUGUAUUUUUUCAGUAAGCAUCCCGAGGCCUCCAUUCAGGCAGUUUUUUCAGAUGCCCAAAUGCAUAUUUGGGCGUUAGAAGGUCUGUCUCAUUUAGUAGCAGCAUCAUUUACAGAAGAUAGGUUUGGAGUUGUUCAGACUACACUACCAGCUAUCCUUAAUACUUUGUUGACACUGCAAGAGGCAGUUGACAAGUACUUUAAGCUUCCUCACGCUUCCAGCAAACCUCCCCGGAUAUCAGGAAGCCUUGUGGACACUUCCUAUAAGACGUUACGAUUUGCAUUCAGAGCAUCACUGAAAACUGCCAUCUAUCGAAUAACUACUACAUUUGGUGAACAUCUGAAUGCUGUGCAAGCAUCUGCAGAACAUCAGAAAAGACUUCAGCAGUUCUUGGAGUUCAAAGAAUAGUUCAGUAAUAUAAACUGUGUUCAUUACAUUGCUGAUACAACUACAGACAGCACAGUAAAUGUUCACCAUUCUUGGAUCAGAAGAAAAUGGACUAAUUAGAUGCUUCCUUUGUCGUGGUGGUUGCUUUGAAAACUAUACUUUAAUGGGAGAAAUCAUGGAAAGAAAUUCUCAACAGAACAACCGAAAACUGCCUUUUCUGUACUGAUCACUUUUUGUGUGUGUGGUAUAAUAAAAUCUUCAUUCAAUUUUAUAAGAGCAUUGAGGGCAGUAGAAACAUCUCUAGCUCAUAUAACAAUAGUAAUAACUCAAAAUUUUGUAAAAUUUACUUUUGCAAAGAGUGGAGCCACUUGAAAAAUUAAAAUAGGUUGACUUGAUCUGGACUUUCUAAUCAUUCUAAGAGGCCAGCUCCCUGUAAACUUGAAAUGCAUAAAGUUUUAAAACAUAGUUUCUUUACUGAAGGAUAAAAAUGGUAAUAAUGGAGCAAAAUUCACAGAAAAAAUACUUUCUAAAGGACAUGUUUUGUUAAUCUGUUAGGUUGUGUUUUUGUUUUUAGGGAUAAAUUUAAUUUGCAUGAUUGUCCAAAACAAGUCUCAAUUUACAGAUGCUAACUCUAUAUAAAGGAAUGUGGAAAAAUUCAGUUCUUAAGUUAAAAGAUUAAACAUUCACAUUUGGCUUUUGAGAAACGGUUAACCAACGUGAUGAAUUUAUUUUGUAUCAUGUUAGUAAGCAAUAAGUGUGUGGGUAUUUUUCCCAACUAGUUUUGCUUUCUCUUUCUAGAACAAAACAUUAAGGGAUUGUAGAGGUUUUCAAGUGAGAGAAGAGGUUUUGGAAGAAAAAGUGGGAAGCUUCUCCUUUUUUCCCUACUGUUCAUCUUCAUUAGAUCAAAUUAUUUUACGUAGCUUGUCUGGCAUCACAGAGAGCAGCUUCUGCCUUUGUUAACCAGCUAAUUAAAAUAUAAUAGGAAAAUCUUUAAAGCUGGAAGCAACUUAGUCAUCAAAUACCAAGCGGAACUGAAAUGUCAGAGGGAUUACUGUUCUGGGAAGUAUGUUGUGUGUCCCGAAUGUGAGUAGAGGUCAUUUGCUAAUUUGGUUGAUAGACUUCUUCAAGUCCUGGUGGUAGAUACUCAUUGGCAUAGCUUUGAACUAAAAUGCUCCUUCAUAAUUAUUUUCCUAUUAUCUUUUCCCACUAGUGUCGCCCAAUUUUUCCUUUAAAAUCAGCACAGUAUUCUAUAUAGAUCUUUAAUGUGGUAUGUGUCUACCAUUUGUCUGUUCCAUUGAUGUAUUAUAUCUUUACACUAGAAUUCUUUAGCCCCCGGGCCAACUGCCCAUUCAGCCAGCACAUGCCAAGUAAUAAAUGAAUCCUGCUGGCCUGUAAAGUGUCUUUAUGAGACAGUGCCCCAGUUGUCAUGUGUUUGGGUAUUUAACUGUUGCUACUUUCCUCCCCCUCACUCUUCCUUCUUUGUGUCUGAACUACCUCCCUUUCUUUGCCUUUCUCUCUUUCUUUCUCAUGCUAGGCAAGCACUCCUAUCACUGAGCUACAUCCCCACCUCCUUUUUUUAAAUUUAUUUUUAAAUUUUUGAGACAGGAUCUCACUAAGUUGCUCAGGCUAAUCUCAAACUUGUGAUCUUUCUCAGCCUCCAGAGUACCUGGGAUUACAGGUGUGUGAAGUUGAUUUCACUUGAUCUUAGCCAAAAGGCUGAGAAGCAGUGUGAAGUUGAAUUUCAAAUGUAGUAUUUUUUUUACAGAUGACCAAAAGAUUGUGGCUAGGUUAACUGAGAAGUCUUGUAUUCCAUAUAUUAAAGCCAUAAGCUUUUUUUUUUUGGUACCAGGGAUCGAACUCGGGUCCUUGCACUUGCACAGCAGGCGGCAAAACCACUGAGCUAAAGCCCCAUCCCACCAUAAGCUUUUUGUAUUCCCUAGCUGAAGCAUUUUGGGAGACAAGUCCUCUUAAUCUUUCAUUAAAGAAGAAUUGUGGUAUUUAACCAUUGGAUUCCUGAGACUGAAGAUAGAAUGAUUCCCUUAAGCUUUGACCUGCUUAUGUGAAAUGCCUGGUUAGAUUUAGGUUCUUGCAAUUUCCUCUAUACUUUGCACACUGGUAUGUUUGGUGAGUAAUGUGAGUCUUUCUGAGAUGUUCAUUGCUGUGUUUCUCUCAGGAGAUAGAACUGUGUACGAAUACAAGCCACAUGAUAUCUGCCCAUUGAAUACUGGGAAACUGCCUUGCAGGUCUGUAUUGUAUAGAGUAGGUGAGGAGGUCAGUUCUCUUCCCCUGCUGUGUGUUGAUGAUAUAUGUGCCAGCUGUUGUGCCAAGGGUGUUAUUAAAAGGAGCUCCUCCUGCGCACAAGGAGGACCUGAGGGAAGCCAGGAGGAGAGACGUGUUUCCUUUGAUGAAAUCACAUUCUGCCUAUGAGCCCUGAUCUGUGACACUGGGUUGAAAAUUAGAGUGUAUGUGAAACCUUUCCCUGCUUUCAGUACAAAACAUGAUGGUAUCUGCUCUUACAAUGUGUACUUGACCUUCGUUGAAGGCAUAAAGCUUCAAAACUUCUUUCCUCAAGAAUUGGGAAACUAUCCUGGAAUAAAUCUUGUACAGUUGAGCAGGAAUAGAUGAGCAGCAGUUCAUUCCUUUGCUGGAUUUCUUCCAUGGCAGUUGUUUUCUGUGCCUUCCUAUAAAUAUUUAUGACACUUUAUAUCCUUUUGUAUAUCACUGGUACUGAGUUGAGUAAAAAAAAAUAAAUUGACAAUU